AUGCCCAACGCCAUUGUGAACUGCACCUUCAACCCGCCGACGCUCUCCAUCAUGGGGGCGCAGAUGCGGCAGGAGACGAUCGACAGCCUUGAGAGGGCGCUGCCGCACUGCACCACGACGAGCCAGAACAGCAUGAGCACCGCCAACGGGCAGGCGCCGAAGUUUGUUCUCGCCGACGCCCAGCCAAACACGUGGCGCAUGUCGAUUGGACAGCACUACUGCGACCAGCGCGGACGCUCCGUCGUCUUCUCCGCGAUCAUCAGCGCGCUGCAACUGGAGGGCUGGUUGCUGCGGACCACUAACUCCAUUGAGACCGAGGACAACAAGGACGUGACGCGCCUCUUCUUCUGGCGCCCCUCCUAA
Molecule: messenger RNA, 363 nt
Organism: Trypanosoma grayi
Lineage: Eukaryota; Euglenozoa; Kinetoplastea; Trypanosomatida; Trypanosomatidae
Exons: 1
Coding region: 1-363 (120 amino acids)
Source: RefSeq, a predicted model, not a curated record